AUGGCUGUCAGAGAAAUUAAACUAUGUUUAUUAGGGGAUGCUGGUGUUGGUAAAUCAAGCCUGGUUUUACGCUUUGUAUGUGAUACGUUUAAUGCCUGUUCAGAAAGUACGAUAGGCGCCUCUUUCAUGUCGAAAACGAUUGAGGUUAAUGAACAAUCCUACAAGUACCAAAUUUGGGAUACUGCUGGCCAAGAAAAGUAUCGUGGUCUAGCUCCCAUGUAUUACAGAGGGGCAGCUGCUGCCAUCGUCGUUUUCGAUAUAACCAGAGAGGAAAGUUUUCAUACCUUGAAGGAUUGGGUAAAAGAGUUGCAGCAGCUAGGACCCCCAAAUUUAGUUAUGGCUAUAGCUGGCAAUAAAAGCGAUCUAGAUGAGAUGAGAGAGGUCUCAUCACAUGACGCUAGAACUUUCGCCGACAGCGUAGAUGCUUUAUUUGCUGAAACAAGCGCAUUGACGGCCAAAAAUGUUCUCGAAUUAUUUGUUGAAAUAAGUUAG
Molecule: messenger RNA, 492 nt
Organism: Trichoplax adhaerens
Lineage: Eukaryota; Metazoa; Placozoa; Uniplacotomia; Trichoplacea; Trichoplacidae
Exons: 6
Coding region: 1-492 (163 amino acids)
Molecular function (GO): GTPase activity; GTP binding
Source: RefSeq, a predicted model, not a curated record